GCUCUCUGCAAUACACAAUAUAGAGUGUACAAAUUCAGUAUUUUCUAUGAUAUGGACACCCUGUGCUCAUCUGCAUGCUGUCUUGCUCUCUGCAAUACACAAUAUAGAGUGUACAAAUUCAGUAUUUUCUAUGAUAUGGACACCCUGUGCUCAUCUGCAUGCUGUCUUGCUCUCUGCAAUACACAAUAUAGAGUGUACAAAUUCAGUAUUUUCAAUGAUAUGGACACCCUGUGCUCAUCUGCAUGCUGUCUUGCUCUCUGCAAUACACAAUAUAGAGUGUACAAAUUCAGUAUUUUCUAUGAUAUGGACACCCUGUGCUCAUCUGCAUGCUGUCUUGCUCUCUGCAAUACACAAUAUAGAGUGUACAAAUUCAGUAUUUUCUAUGAUAUGGACACCCUGUGCUCAUCUGCAUGCUGUCUUGCUCUCUGCAAUACAGAGUGUACAAAUUCAGUAUUUUCAAUGAUAUGGACACCCUGUGCUCAUCUGCAUGCUGUCUUGCUCUCUGCAAUACACAAUAUAGAAUGUAUAAAUUCAGUAUUUUCUAUGAUAUGGACACCCUGUGCUCAUCUGCAUGCUGUCUUGCUCUCUGUAAUACACAAUACAGAGUGUACAAAUUCAGUAUUUUCAAUGAUAUGGACACCCUUUGCUCAUCUGCAUGCUGUCUUGCUCUCUGCAAUACACAAUAUAGAAUGUACAAAUUCAGUAUUUUCUAUAAUAUGGACACCCUGUGCUCAUCUGCAUGCUGUCUUGCUCUCUGGAAUACACACAACAGAAUGUUCUAUUCAGUAUUUUCUACGAUAUGGACACCCUGAGCCCCUUGGCUGAUUUAGUACACUAGUAACACUACUCUCUGACUGGUUAUUUCAUAAUUUCAUUUGUCUGGUGCUCAGGCAAUCAGAGUCUUUCUCUAAUGAUUGAAUAAUGUAUCAAAUUAUGUACCCAUUUUAAGUCAAUUGACAGUAUAUUGCCAUGUAUAUGUAUUUUAAUAUUUCUAUUUUGAUUAUAUUAAAGCAUUUACAAAACUAUAUGCAAAAGUACUAAUGUUUCCAAUAAAUAGGCACAUGCACACUAACUUACCCCUGACCUUUAGGUUGGAUUUCCUCAAUAGGGAAUAUAUAUGUGACUAGAUCAUUAAUAUGAGCGCAACUUAACAGUCCUAUCUGUUCACGCAUUUCAUGGAACCGUUCUGUAUAUUUUUCAACAUGAUUUUCAGUUUGUCUCAUGUAUUUAGUAAUUCGUUGAAUCUUUUCUUUGUAUUUUCUUGUUUUGGCACUUCGGAUUUGAUUUUGCUCUUCUAGUUCUUUCAACCUGGCUUUUCCU
Molecule: messenger RNA, 1320 nt
Organism: Owenia fusiformis
Lineage: Eukaryota; Metazoa; Annelida; Polychaeta; Sabellida; Oweniidae
Source: the annotation of a GenBank genome assembly